GGGGGCCAUAACUUUCGUCCUCAUUUUCAGCAUUUUCGCAUAGGCUUCAUAGCUUCCUUGCUAGACUUAUAGGUUGUGGUAAGGAUUGGAAAAAUAAAAGUAAACAAUGGAAUCUUUUCUUUCUUUCUUUAGUCUCGAAUGAAUGAACUGAUUAUCAGGUCAAGGUAUGAUUGUUUGUACAAAAAUUUAAACAUGGCAGGCUCAUGUAUGUGUAUAUAUGCAUAUGUUUGUAUGUAUACAUCACACACUACUUCUAGCCAAGCUAUCUUGAAAGAUAGAUGUGCAUAUUCUCUCUGCCUUCGUUUUCUAAGAAUCUCAAAAAGGGGUUUAAUCACUUUUAUGAUUCUUGAUUAGUUUUUCGUGUCAAAAAUCAAAUCUGUUUUCAUCCCUGACAAUAUUUUUGGCAUCCUUCAAGUCUUUGACAAUGGUUUCUCAGAAUUCACAUCAAGAACCCAGUAUUCUACAUCAGUUUACCACUUCAUACUCCAUGACUGGUCAACCACACGGUCUAGGCUUUCAUUCUUUUGGUCAACCUCAAAUAACUCACACUAGACAUGUCAUGGAUGAUCUGCUUAGAGCCCAGAAACUCUCACCACCUUGGCAAACAUCACUAAACCAAAUCACCAGUGCCAUAAACCCAGCUUUUGUCAACCAGAUGGGUAUGUGUGGUUGUAUCUCUUCUUCCCCAACCAGUUCAAUAUCCAUCUUUUCUGGAACUGGUGAAUCUUUCUUAACUCAGUCGAAAUAUUUAAGGCCUGCACAGUUACUUCUUCACGAAAUGGUUAGUCUUGCUGAAAAGCCUUCACAUUCCGGUUGCAGUGAAAAGUACAUCAAGAGACUAUCACGCCACGGCAAGAAAGGAUCUUUCCGGCUCCGUUCUGUUCUCAGUGUUGAGUUUCUGGAUAACGAUAAAAUUGUGGAGCUGAUUGCUUUGCUUGAAGGGGUGGAAAGUGGAUAUGAGAAAUAUUAUCAUGAAAUGGAAGAGAUAGUGACUUCAUUUGAGGCGAUAGCCGGAGUAGGAGCAGGGAAGUCAUACACUGCACUUGCACUUCAAGCCAUGUCUAGACAUUUCUGCAACUUGAGGGAAGCUAUCUUUUCUCAGAUAAAGAAGGUAGUGGGAGAAAUAUCAGAAGAUAAAACGCAGAAGUUUGACACAAGAGAGGUUAGGAUUCAGAGGGUGUUUCUUCAACAGCUUGGGGCUGUACAAAGCUUGAGGCAAUCAUGGGGGCAAAUUAGAGGGCUUCCAGGGACUUCUGUGGCCAUUCUUCGUGCUUGGCUAUUUGAACACUUUCUUCACCCGUACUAAUCAUAUUAUUUUUGUUAUUAUUUCAUUAAUCUAUACUCCGUAUAUUUUUUCGGUUCAUGAAAUGAUUUAGUGAGUAGUGGUUUGUUUUUCUUUUAAGAUAUCCGGAUGAUUUGGAAAAGCUGAUGUUGGCGUCACAGACAGGCUUGACAAAGAAUCAGGUAAUCUUCAUUAUGAGUUUGGCUUUUUUUUUUGCUAAAGAUUGAAACUUUUUGAGAUGUGGUUUUGUGGGUAUGAAUGAUAAUGCUGUUUAAGGUGUCAAACUGGUUUAUAAAUGCUCGAGUUCGGCUAUGGAAGCCUAUGAUAGAAGAACUGUACAGAAAGGAGUUUGCAGACGCUUCAGAAGAAUCGACUAUAACUAAACAAGCUGCUGCUAUCACAUAUUCUGCAGUGGAAUGACAACAUCCUCUCCCUUUUUUUGCGUGAAGUUUAAAUCUGCAGUUGAGAUGAUUAACAGUUUGUUCUGAUUAUUAACACUGGGUUAAGUUUUGCAAAGGUUUUCUUGCUCGGGCAAUUAGAAAAAAAGAUCUUAUUAGUUUGGUAGAACUUUCCGUUAAAAGAUGAUGUUUCAAAACAUGGUUGGAACUUGGAAGAUCAAUAUUUUGUCCAUUUCCAUUGUGUGUGUUUAGGGUUUAAUUGUGUGCUUUUAAGGUAAAUCAGUGCAUUAACCUGAUGUGAU
Messenger RNA from Cuscuta epithymum, 1982 nucleotides. NCBI's taxonomy places the organism in Eukaryota, Viridiplantae, Streptophyta, Magnoliopsida, Solanales, Convolvulaceae. The record is from the annotation of a GenBank genome assembly.